This is a messenger RNA of Sabethes cyaneus, 1734 nucleotides long. Its product is annotated as GATA-binding factor C-like. Gene Ontology annotation, molecular function: zinc ion binding; RNA polymerase II cis-regulatory region sequence-specific DNA binding; DNA-binding transcription factor activity, RNA polymerase II-specific. The coding region runs from base 1 to 1734 and encodes 577 amino acids. Gene Ontology annotation, biological process: positive regulation of transcription by RNA polymerase II; negative regulation of transcription by RNA polymerase II; cell fate commitment. The transcript has 7 exons. NCBI's taxonomy places the organism in Eukaryota, Metazoa, Arthropoda, Insecta, Diptera, Culicidae. The record is from RefSeq and is a predicted model, not a curated record.
AUGAUGGAUGCCUCGGCGUUGGAGGCGCGCGGUUGGUACGACAACCAGCGCUUAGCGGCUGAAAGUUCGCUCGGCCCGACGGCAGCUGCAGCGGCGGCGGCUGCGGCCUCGCUCGGGCAGCAAUCCGGUGCCGGUGGCGUCGAUACGUCCGACAUGAAUGCAUUCUAUCGGUUCGAGAACGGCGCAGCGGCAGCCGCAGCCCACCGGCGGUACUACCCGACCGGAUACGGAACCCAUGCCUCUCGGAUGUCCCCGCAUAUGGCCCCGCAAGUGUGUCGACCGCAUUUCCCAAGUCCACUAUCGUGGUUCAAUGAAUCAACCAAACCCUUUGCUGCCAGCGGAAGUUGGAGCAGUCCCUUUACCUGCCCCCAGGACCCGCAGGAGAGUAAACAAAACCAGCUGCAAAGCAGCCAAACGUCAGCGGGUCAGCAUUUGUUCUCAUUCCCACCGACACCACCGAAGGAUUCGACGCCGGAUUCCGUGCAAACUACACCUACCGAGUACCAAACCACCCUGAACAGCUUUAUGCACCAGAGUCAGGCAGCGGCGAAUAGCCUGAAUGCUAGCUCGAGCUCAAACAGCAACAAUAACAACAACUCCAGCAUCUCAUCCCAUUCGGCGGACAACUGCGGAAUCGAUGUGAAACCCUGCUUAUCCGGAAAUUCGCUUAGCGAUCGGAACAACGCAGAGGUGGAACACAACCACCCAAAGCAUCGGGAAGGUACGGGUAAUAACAAUAGUAACAACAACAACAACAACAACAAUGGUUCCGCAUCCGCUAACAGUCACGGCGGAAGCAGUAGUGGUAACAGUACUGCCGCCUACCAAAAUUCCGCCGCCAACAAUUCGUUCAACAUGUUCGAUCAAUCGCACCACAGUGGGAUCGGAUACGAUCACACCGGGUACGGAUUCCACCAAACCGGGCACAGCAUCGGUGGCGGUGGCAGCGGAGCUGGCGGUGGCGGAGGCGGAACCGGUGGAACGUACCAGCAAAGCUCCCGGCCGGGCCUCAUGAACAGUUCGCACAUGAAGGCGCAGCGAGCGAAAGCGAAAUCCAGUGCCGAAGGACGAGAAUGUGUCAACUGUGGUGCCACCUCGACGCCACUUUGGCGGCGAGAUGCAACCGGUCAUUAUCUGUGCAAUGCAUGCGGACUAUACUACAAAAUGAACGGUCAAAACCGACCGUUAAUCAAACCGAAACGAAAACCAGUUACCUCCCAGCAAAGUGCAGCCCGUCGGGCAGGAACAUCAUGUGCAAACUGCAAAACCACUACCACGUCGCUGUGGAGGAGGAACCAAAGCGGAGAACCAGUCUGCAACGCCUGUGGACUAUACUACAAGUUGCAUAAUGUGGAUCGGCCCCUCACGAUGAAAAAAGAAGGUAUUCAAACAAGGAAUCGUAAGCUGACGGCAAAAUCCAAGAAGCGAAAAUCAACGCCUGGCUAUAGUUUCUCCUUCGGAGAUCUUAUGAAUCCACUGGAUCAUAACAAAUCCUUCCCGGGGGCAUUCCCAACGUCGAUGGGACAACAUGCUCAUCUAUCCGGCGGACUACAUCCCGCCCAUUCGCACAUGCAUAGUGGAUGGUACACGACCGGUCUCGGAUCACUGGGAACUUCCAGUAGCUUGCAAAAUGGCUUCAGUAGUACGGCGCCACUAGGAACCGGAGCUGUAGCACACCCGCAAUCGUACCAUCUCGGGUUGAACUCUAUGAGUUGGCGAUCAGAAUACACGUGA